Spirodela intermedia is the source of this 1823-nucleotide messenger RNA. Lineage: Eukaryota; Viridiplantae; Streptophyta; Magnoliopsida; Alismatales; Araceae. The record is from the annotation of a GenBank genome assembly.
AUGGGGGGGCGCCGCGGCGCCAGACAUGGCCGACGGUGGGUGGGGGCGUCGACUCUCCUGGUAUUGACGGCAGUGGUCCUCUCUUCCUUUGUGAGCAUCGCCGGCGGCGCUUCCAUGUCCCAGAAGCGGCUGGCGAUCAGGCGGCACCUAAAACAUCUCAACAAGCCGGCCGUGAAGAGCAUCCAGGUAUUUCUCCCUGAAAAACUCAACUUUAAUGUCGAAUCUGCAGCUCUCUCUCACUAGACCUUCUGUCCUCUGUGCAUUUCCAGAGCCCAGACGGAGACAUAAUCGACUGCGUCCAUCUCCAUCAUCAACCCGCCUUCGAUCACCCCUUCCUCAAGAACCAAACCAUCCAGGUCCGUCCCUCUCUCUCUCUCUCUCUCUCUCUCUCUCUCUCUCUCUCUCUCUCUCUCUCUCUCUCUCUCUCUCUCUCUCUCUCUCGCUAUCUAUCUCUGUCUGAUGGGGGUUCUUCCACAGAUGAGGCCGGCCUUCUUUCCGGAAGGAAUGUACGAGGAGACCAGGGCGAAGGCGAGUUCCAGUCAGAGGGUCUCCAUCGCCCAGCCAUGGCACCUCAACGGGAGGUGCCCGGAGAACACCAUACCCAUCAGGCGAACCAGGAGAGACGACCUCCUCAGGGCGAGCUCCGUGAAGAGAUACGGGAAGAAGAAGCACAGGUCCAUCCCCAAGCCGACCUCCGCAGACCCAGAUCUCGUCAAUGAGAGCGGUCACCAGGUAAGCCCCCCAGACCCUCGCGGCCAUUUUCUUCCUGGCAAGCUCUCUGCAACUUCCUCAAAUCUUUUUCUUCUUUCUCUCUCUAUCUUGUUGAGUAGCAUGCGAUUGCUUAUGUAGAAGGAGACAAGUAUUACGGAGCAAAGGCCACCAUCAACGUUUGGAACCCUAAGAUCCAGCAGGUCAACGAGUUCAGCCUCUCCCAGCUCUGGAUCCUGGGAGGCUCCUUUGGGGAGGAUCUCAACAGCAUCGAAGCAGGGUGGCAGGUUUCUCUCUCUAACUCCAUUGACAUUCCCACCUGCACCACCCCUUACCCCAUCCAUGUUUUCUAAUGGCCUUCCCCAAAUAUCAAUCUCGAGCAGGUCAGCCCCGAUCUAUACGGAGAUAAUAAUACCAGGCUCUUCACCUACUGGACGGUGAGUCCCCCUUCUUCAUCUUCCUCCUUUUGAUUAGGGUUCUUCUCUGACGAGAUUCUCUUUCAUUUCCUCCAGAGUGACGCAUACCAGGCGACUGGCUGCUACAACCUUCUCUGCUCCGGGUUCAUCCAGGUCAACGGGGAGAUAGCCAUGGGGGCUAGCAUCCUCCCCAUCUCCUCCUACCACGGUAGCCAGUACGACAUCAGCAUCCUCGUCUGGAAGGUGACAAGCGAGAAAGAAAACUCUAACCCUAAUCCGGCGUCAACUGCAGGCUGAUCUCUUGCUCUCUUCCCUUUGCAGGAUCCCCAAGAGGGAAACUGGUGGAUGCAAUUCGGGAGCGACUACGUCCUCGGCUACUGGCCCUCCUUCCUCUUCUCCUACCUCGCGGAGAGUGCUUCCAUGGUGGAGUGGGGAGGGGAGGUGGUGAACUCGGAGCCAAACGGAGAGCACACCGCCACUCAGAUGGGCUCCGGCCGCUUCCCGGAGGAGGGCUUCGGAAGGGCGAGCUACUUCAGGAAUGUGCAGGUCGUCGAUGAGUCAAACAAUCUGAGGGCCCCCAAGGGGGUCGGCACCUUCACCGAACAGUCCAACUGCUACGACGUUCAGAGCGGCUACAAUGGCGACUGGGGGAGCUACUUCUACUUCGGCGGCCCCGGUAAGAGCGCCAAUUGCCACUAG